This is a messenger RNA of Dufourea novaeangliae, 621 nucleotides long. RefSeq lists its product as uncharacterized. The transcript is spliced from 6 exons. Bases 57 to 560 code for a protein of 167 amino acids. Lineage: Eukaryota; Metazoa; Arthropoda; Insecta; Hymenoptera; Halictidae. The record is from RefSeq and is a predicted model, not a curated record.
GACCUGUUGCGCGUCGACGCCCAACCGUUUAAUGCACUCAUAACAACAACAGAAAAAUGACUUUUUUGGAAUCCUGUUGGUCACCAUUUAUCUGGACGAGUAGUGUUACGGCAGGAUGCAAUGCCAUUGCUUUUUACACAAUUGCAAUGAGUAUAGUACUCAUUACAUUACUUUCUUACCAACUGAAUGGAGGAGAUUCAACCCAAUUGUAUAAUCCAUUAUUCGAAGCUGAUGUCAGGGGAUCUAUGCAAGUUGUUGGAGGCUUCUUCAUUUUUUAUUUUCUUAUGCUGAUCAUAAGCGCACUGUUAAUGGUAUAUGCAGUAAGGGAGCGAAUACGAGGAUGGUUACUCCCAUGGCUCAUAUUAUGGUUUGUUGCAUGUCUCUUCCAAUUAGUUUUUGGACUUUGGCUCAUAGGAGGAUACUACAUCUAUCUUGAUACAGUUUUUGCAGCAAUGUGCAUCUGGCUUUGGAUGUCAUAUAAUAUAUACUGUUGGCUUGUCGUUUUGUCUAUGUAUAAAAUAUUUGCAAAGCUGCAAUCACCAAAUAUAGAGCUUCUAUGACCCUAAGUACUCACAAAGCUACUUGUAGGACAUAGAGUACAUUGAUUGACACCAAAGUACG